Molecule: messenger RNA, 1284 nt
Organism: Baudoinia panamericana UAMH 10762
Lineage: Eukaryota; Fungi; Ascomycota; Dothideomycetes; Mycosphaerellales; Teratosphaeriaceae
Exons: 2
Coding region: 217-1017 (266 amino acids)
Biological process (GO): mitochondrial translation
Cellular component (GO): mitochondrial large ribosomal subunit; mitochondrial ribosome
Molecular function (GO): structural constituent of ribosome
Source: RefSeq, a predicted model, not a curated record
CGAACGCUGAGGCGGUGAUGGUGGCAUUACCUGAAUAGGCGUUGAGGGUCAGAUGGGAGGGAAGUAAUUGCUUGCAGUCGGUUGAAACUGUGCAUUAGGCCGAUGAGGCGGAAUUUGCCGCUCAAGCAGGGUCAAAGCUCGUCUCCGUUCAUUCUUGCAUUGGAGAGACACGCGAGCAUUAACAUACCAGCUCCAUCAUCCACACCCGCAAGCAGGAUGCAUUGCACCAGCGCGUCACUCCUCCGGAGUGCUCUCCACAUCACGCCCUGCAGAACAGCCGCAGUCGUGCCGCCGUCCUUCCUCCUCCCAGCCUUCGCCCUUACACAGACCUCUCCCUUUUCCAGUACAGCACCGGCUUCAGCUCGCAAAGACCACAACCGUAACCGCGGCGUCUCCGCCCUCCACCGCACCGGCAUCGGCAAGAAACAGCACCUCUCCGUGAAGCUCGAAGACCUCCCCAAACCCGUUCUUGACCCCAAACGUCGCAGCGACAUCGAAGUCGAUCCCGACCAUGGCCUCUACGCUUUCUUCCCAGACGGCAACGAAGGCGACCGUAUCAUGACGCCUGAAGAGUACGCCGCUCACGGCCGCGGCUGGCGCAUCCAAGAACUCCGCGCCAAGGACUGGGAAGACCUGUGGCGGCUGUGGUGGGUCUGUUCCAAGGAGCGGAAUAAGAUUGCUACGCUGGAGAUGGAGAGGAAAAGGUUGGCGGGCAAUGGACAAAUGUAUGGUGAUGUAGAGGCCGGGACGAGGGAUAAGCAGGUCAGGGUGACUAUGAGGAACAUCAAGGUGGUGUUGACGGAGCGGUGGUACGCGUGGGAGAAUGCACGUCAGGCGGCGAUGGAGGAUCCCGAGGUAGAUUUGAGUGCGGACCCGGGGAAAGGGGAGCAGGCGUAUUUGCCAGGGAAGGGAGAGGGUCUCCUUGACAAUAGCAGUGCGAAUGAAGGCAUUACAGAGCCAGGCCAGGGGCUACCGCCACCAGUUAACGCACUUCCCAUGUCCGAAGCGCGUGCUUGAGCGGCAUACACGACUAGCCGCGUUCCAAAUACCUACUCUUUGCACUUUGGCAAUAAACUUGACGAAGGCAAGCUCUGUGCCACUACUAAUCUCCACGAGCACGGAAGCACUGUGACAUGAGCACAGGCCCUGAAGCAAGCCGCGACAUGCCCUCCCGGAACAAACCCAUAAGCCCACAUGGGUCUGGUCUAUUUUCUCGCCGACGAAGCUUGGACCAGGCUCUCUAUCUCGGCUGCAAGGCGGCCUCUGGCGCACAGUACUCGCCAU